AUGAUCUCGACCGCUGCACCUCGUGAGUUUGUCGCUGGUUUGACAACCAAAUUGUCUACCGAAUCACUCCCUCGAUAUUCUGUACGGUACAGUGAUACGGUUGAGUUUGAAGAACUUCUGGUUGGUUUGGAACUGGACGGACCUCUUUUGACCGAGGACCAAAGGGAACUUUUUAAACCCUUGGUCAUCCAUGUAGGCGGUAUUGCAGGGCUUCCGUUGGGAUUCUUUUCAUCGUGGGAUCAAAUGAACCAAACAUGCAAACCGCUCACUCUGCAGUGGCAGUUGGCCGAUUUGAAAAGUUAUCACUCUCGGUGCUAUAGACAGAACGACUCAAUCGACAUGGAUGAAGUGCAGGUCAUUCUGAUGGGCUUGCUUCCGGUUGAGAAAAUUCGAGAACUCUUGCAAUCCCGACCGUUAAUAAUUGACUUGUACGAUCGGGUUCCGGAUUCAAAAUCCACAGCGGAGUCACCAAAGGAUGCAUUUUCUGUUGGCGGUACUUAUGGUACACAACCGGGUGAUGAUAAAUUUGGUUACGUGGAAGCAAAUAUGGAAAAUAUUCAUGAAUCGGACGAACCCAGCACAGCAGAGAAUAAGUUUACUGUAGAUCAAUAUCCGACUGGGCGUGUUGUCGUGCAUCUGAGGGAGAUGCUAGUACUGGAGCAGAAUGUCAUGGACUGCACCUACAGCGUAACUCCGCUGAGUGAGACAACACUUGAUUUACAAACGGCCAUGCGUACCACUUCCGAAAAUCCGAGAAAAGUGAAACGACAAUAUGUGGGAUAUUUGGAUGCAGGAUGUAGUAUGAGUGUGCGGAUUGAAUUGAGUGGAAAUCUGAAUCAGUUAAAAACUCAAGAAGAAUCCCCUUCGCUCGGACUAAAACGUUUUGUGUUUGUUGUACGAAUGUGUGACACAGAUCCGGGUAUUCAACGAUUCCAUUUAAACGACCGGGAGUUUGACUUCAUCAUUCUGGAAGCUCCAGAUUCUCAGCUUGCAAGAAAACUCGAAGGGCUGAUAGAAGAACACAUGAAACAUGGGAAAGAUGUUUUCGGCCAGUAUAUUCGGAUUUUAUACAACAGCGAACUGAGCUUUACCGAACAUUUAUAUUGGCAUUUGGACUGGGCCUUGUCACCCAUUCAACUUAUGGUCCCAAUGAACGAACUCAUCCGACAACCGUUGUUUCACGUCCGUGAUUUGGUCCCUCGACUUGCGUACUGUGCCAUUGAACGAUUGCAGACGAUUCGAAACACUUGUCAGACACUGGUUGAUGUAGCCCAGGCUGAUUUAUUUCCCACUAUGGCCAUGCUUGAAGCAAUCAGAGGUGAAUUUGCCAUCCCUACAGCACUGGUCUCAAAUGCUUGCUCCCGUGGGAGUACAGCAAGUCGUAGAGUACCGAUAAAACAAAGCACCGACUCUGCACCAACUGAUCGUGUUGAGGUGACCCUACCAGCGGCACAUAAGGAAACCACACUAAAGCGACCCUGGACUAACUACAUCGGUCGACAACCGAUAUUUUCUCGAAACCGAACCUGUUUCAGCUCUAUUACCAGAUUGUUCCGUUCAACUACUGAAAUGAGCAAUGCGACAUUUUCAUAUAGUAUACAGAAGUUGAAUGCGACCGAACUGGCAAAAUCAGAACUUCAGACUACAUUACUCAGUCCGCGCAAGCGGUACACUUAUUCGCAAUUUUAUCUCCGCUCCGGAGAAUUUGCUGCCGCAGUAGACCCAUUGGACUGGCCGAGCACUUUGCGUCGAGUUGGGUCGGACACUCGAAACCGAAAUUUGCGUUCACAAGAACGGAAACCGAAAUGGGAUGCUUAUCCACCAAAAGUCGGGCACGCGCAAGAACGAGUUCAUUUCAAAGCACGUAUACAAAAGAAACUAAAUCAAGGUCUGUUACCUACACCGGAUCUACGCAUUUGA
This is a messenger RNA of Echinostoma caproni, 1920 nucleotides long. Lineage: Eukaryota; Metazoa; Platyhelminthes; Trematoda; Plagiorchiida; Echinostomatidae. The record is from the annotation of a GenBank genome assembly.